AUGUCAUCAAGUUUAUCAAGAUCAAAACUAUUUAAACUGAAUAAAAAUUUAAAAAAUGUUAAAAAUUUAAUAAUAUCAGGUCCAAUUGAUAAAAAAGAUUUAUAUAUUUUACAAAAUCAACAAAAUCAAAAUAAUCAUAAUCAUAAUCAAUUUUUUAAUCAUCUUCAUCCUAAUCAUCAUCAUCAACAAGAACAACAACAAAAACCAAGAUCAUACAAUAAUGAAAAUCAUAUAAUUUUAAUAGCCAAAUACUCAUUUCAGGCUACUACAAAUGAUGAAUUAAGUAUAUUACCUAAAAAAUUUUAUAAAUUAAUUAAAAAAAUUGGUAAUGGUUGGUUAUUAGUUUGUGAAAUUGAAAACAAUUCUAAAAAAGGUUUAGUUCCUGCUUCAUAUAUGGAAAUUGGAAUAAAUGAUUUAAUUAAUCCAAUAACUUUAGAUUGGUUACAUCAAUAUAAAUUACAACCACUACCACAACAAGAAAUUAAUAAUCUUGAAUCAGAAUCAUCACCCACUAAACUGUUUGAUUUACCUAUAGAUUGUUUAAUUGAUGAAAUUUAUCAAGAUUUAAAUACUAAAAAAAUAUGGUUUUGUAUAAAAUUUCAAUAUGAUACUAAAAUAAUUUAUAUAAAUCGAGAUUUUUCAGAAUUAGAAACAUUUAAUAAUAGCUUGAAACAUUUAAAUGAUUUAAAUUUAAAAUUUCCUGAAAUUGUUUCAAAUUUUUCAAAAUUAAAUUCCAAUAUUAUUAAACAAUUUAAAAUCUUAUGUAUAAAUUUACAUUAUUAUUUUGAAUAUAUUAUACAAAAUCUUAAUCACAAUACAAUACGAUAUCAAUUAAAUCAAUUAAUAUACAAAACUGGGAAAUAUAUAGAAAUAUUUAAUGAUGAUGAAAAUUCUUCAUAUUUAAUUUCAAAAUUAUCUUCAAAUUCAAUACUAAUAGAUAAGAUUAAUUUCAAUAAUUAUAGUAAUGAAUCAUCAUUCUUAACAUCAUCACCAACCACAACCUCAAAUUUUUAUUUUAAUACAGAAUCAUUACAAAAUUCAGAUUCAAAUUUAUCAUCAUCUUUACCACAACCAUCAUUUAUACAACAAAGAUCAUUUUCAACUUCAAGUGUACCUGUUAAAACCAAUCCAUUUAAUAGUCCAAUACAACCUACUACUACUAGUACUCAAGAGUCACCAAAAUCAUUGAAAUCAAGAACUUCAUUAUCUUCACCAACAAAACAAUCUAGAGCAUCACCAAGAUCGAGAUCACGAUCAUCUUCAGUAUCUAGCUCAAGAGUAUUUAAAAUACCAGAUCAAUUGACAUUUGAGGAUAAAGAGGAAAUACCAAAUACAAACUACACCCUCUCACCAACUAAAAAUUCACAGCAACAACAAUCACACCUCAAAUUCCCAGAAUCAAUAAGUUCAAACACUUUAAUGAGUUAUACUUCAUUAAUUGAUGGGUAUGAAGAUACUUCAAUAUUAGAAGAAGAAGAUCAAUUUGAUUUUAGUCAAAACAUUCAAGAAGAACAAGAAAAAGAACCACAAGAGGAAUCACAAGAAGAACGAAACUCCGACCAACCAAACGAAGAACAAUUCAAAACUCUCAUAAAUCAAAUAUCAGAUUUACAAAUUCAAUCAAAUUUAAAUGAAGAUCCACAAUUGAACGAAAUUGAAAAAGAAAUUCAUAGAACAACAACUAGUAAUAUAAAUAGGAGUUCUAAAAGAACAGAUUCAACUUCAAGUUCAACAAUGAGUUCAAAUAAUAUAUCAAUGGAAACUAAAGCUUCUUCAAUUGAUUCAAGUUUUAAUCAAAAUAAACUGGUAAUAGAAAAAUCAUUAUCACCACUUAAAACUCAAAUAUUACAAGAUUAUGAUUAUAAAGUCAAAAAUGUUGAAGAAAAUGAAAAAAUUGAAGAGGUAAGUCAAGAAAAAUUGGAAAAAGAAGAACAACAACCAGAAGAAGUUAGUACAACAAUUCCAAAUUCAACAAUUUCAACAAAUAAAAUAAGAUCAAUCUCAACACCAACUACCCCCUUACUUGAUCAAAACAACAACAAUACAUUACCUUCAACAACAACUACAAAAUCUCAUAACUCUUUCCCAAACUCAUUUCAAACAAUAUCAACAUCAACAAAUACCUCACCAAUUAUUCCCAAAACUCCAAAAUCGAAUUUUUUCACUAAUGUAACUCCACCAUUGUCUCAAUCAAAAUUUGAACAAUCAAUUAAAUCACCUACAUACAAUUCAAAAUCACAAAGAGAUACUACUUCUAGUUCCGAAAAUAAAUCAAAUCAUUUAAAAUUAAAAAUCCAUUUAAAGAAUAAUUCAAAUGAUAUAAUAAAAUUAAAAAUUGAUAAAUCAAAACUUCAAACAUUAUCAAAUUUAAAAGAAAUAUUAAGUUUUAAAAUUUAUAAAGAUUUUAAAUUAAUUAAUCAUUAUGAUUUAUUUUUGUUGGAUGAUGAUACAAGUAAGCAUUUUUUACAAGAUUCUGAUGAUGAUGGUAGUAAUAAUAACAAUGAACAAAAAUUAAUUGAGAUUUUAAAAAAAGUUGAUAAAUGUAAUUUAAAAUUAGUUAGGAAAUUAAGAGAGUAA
Messenger RNA from Lodderomyces jiufengensis, 2577 nucleotides. RefSeq lists its product as uncharacterized. Gene Ontology annotation, molecular function: protein binding. NCBI's taxonomy places the organism in Eukaryota, Fungi, Ascomycota, Pichiomycetes, Serinales, Debaryomycetaceae. The coding region runs from base 1 to 2577 and encodes 858 amino acids. The record is from RefSeq and is a predicted model, not a curated record. The transcript has a single exon.